This is a messenger RNA of Aethina tumida (small hive beetle), 577 nucleotides long. RefSeq names its product zonadhesin-like. The record is from RefSeq and is a predicted model, not a curated record. The transcript has 2 exons. Bases 48 to 482 code for a protein of 144 amino acids. NCBI's taxonomy places the organism in Eukaryota, Metazoa, Arthropoda, Insecta, Coleoptera, Nitidulidae.
UAAUUGUGUGCCGAUAAUUAUCAGAUUUACUUCGAAAGUCAGUCAAGAUGAAAUUCGCAGCUUUCAUUGUUCUCAUCGCCGCCCCAGGCUUUCUCUGUAGUGUAAGCAACUCCAGAGACAUUUUCGCCUCUGUGACCGUUCAAGAACAACCAUCCAUCUUGCCAGGAGUCUUCCCAAUUGUGCCAGAAACCAAACCAGCCGUUGUCGACCCAUGCGAAACUAUUGUCCCAGAAACUAAACCAGUACCAAUUGAAGACGUUGUCGUCCCAGAAACCAAACCCAUACAUGUACUUCCCAUUGAAGUCAUUGAAGCACCCGAAGAGAAACCAUCCGUCACUCCAGAAUUGAGACCAUUGCCCGCUGUUGAUGUUGCCAACCCAGUCACUGUUUACAGUGACAGAGUCUGCGUCAACGCCAAUUAUGUAAAGGGAUUGUUGGCACAAAUCAUCGCCCAAAAUGAAAACAACAAGAUCACCCACUAAGGUUUUCCAGUUCAAAAUCUAAUUCCAAAUUCAAAAAAAAGAAAAAAAAAGCGAUAUGUACUUUUAUUAUUAAUAAACAUUAAUCAUUGACUUCA